Messenger RNA from Lagopus muta (rock ptarmigan), 3124 nucleotides. Its product is annotated as riboflavin kinase-like. Bases 72 to 539 code for a protein of 155 amino acids. Lineage: Eukaryota; Metazoa; Chordata; Aves; Galliformes; Phasianidae. Gene Ontology annotation, biological process: riboflavin biosynthetic process; FMN biosynthetic process. The record is from RefSeq and is a predicted model, not a curated record. Gene Ontology annotation, molecular function: riboflavin kinase activity. The transcript has 4 exons. Gene Ontology annotation, cellular component: mitochondrion.
GGAAGCGGCGGCGCGAGGCCGGGUGACGCGAGCUGGGGGCGGCCGGCAGCGCGGGGCGCUCCGUUGCCGCCAUGAGACACCUGCCGUACUUCUGCCGCGGGGAGGUGGUGAAGGGCUUCGGCAGGGGCUCCAAGCAGCUGGGCGUGCCCACCGCUAACUUUUCUGAGCAAGUAGUUGAAAGCUUUCCAUCUGAUAUCUCUACUGGUAUAUACUAUGGAUGGGCCUGUGUUGGAAGUGGAGAUGUGCAUAAAAUGGUUUUGAGCAUAGGAUGGAAUCCAUUCUAUAAGAAUACUAAGAAAUCAGUGGAGACGCACAUUAUCCACACCUUCAAAGAAGACUUCUAUGGAGAAAUUCUUAGUAUAGCAAUUGUUGGAUAUAUUCGACCAGAAAAGAACUUUGAUUCCUUAGAUGCACUGAUUGCGGCAAUUCAGGAAGACAUUGAAGAGGCAAAAAGGCAACUAGAUUUACCAGAACAUCUUAAACUCAAAGAAGACAACUUCUUCCAUCUGCCAGGGGGCAAAAUAGUUGACAACCACUGAAAAAAAAAAGAGCAAACCCUUGCUGCUUUUUUUUUUUUUUUUUUUUUUUUUUUUUGGUGGAGCUCUUACAUUUGCACUGUUUAUGUAGGUACCUUGUUCUCAUAUUUUUGGGGGUAAUGAGUUUGGAACCAACUCAAAACUGAGUCAUGUAAAUGGAUUAAAAGCUGUCUUAGGUCUUUAUUGAUAAAUUGUCUAUCCUAAAGUUGGGACACGUGGAACAUGACCAAAGUUAAUUAUGGCCUCUUCAGCCUUAGGAUACGUAGAGUUCAUUUUAGAGAAGAGUGUCAGUUUUUAAGAUGGAGUUUAUUCCAACCUCUUUUCCCAAUUUUAUAUCAUUCUGACAUUGGCAUUGUAGGUAGUAACUUAGAAAAUUUUGAUACCGAGCAAAACAUUUCCUGUGGUACAGGAAGCUGAUGAUUAGACAACAAGAACAAGAACAAUUCUCCAUGGUUCUUGUUUGUUUCUAAUAUGCUGUACAGCCAUUGUAGUUGAAACUAUCAUUUCAACUGAAAUUAUUUAUUUUAACUUUAUUUGAAAUAAAGGUAGUCACUGUUGCUCACUGAGUUACUGGAAUCUGUACAGUUGAAAGUGCAUGUGACAGUGCAUGACCUCUGUAGCUUCCUUCUGAGGGAGUGUAUUGCUGAAAUUCAGGAAAUGAAUGACAAGAUGAAAGUUGGCACGCUCUGAAGUUUUAGGCUCUAAAGUCGUGGAAGUCUUACAAAAAGACUUCUCUUCUUUGGGAAGAUCUAAGGCAGAAGAACUGCAUUUUAUUUGCUGCUGGUAGUUUUCUUAGAUGAGGAGAACCUUAGGGUUUUUCACUAUACCAACGAUAUAAUGGCUGACUUCAUGAUUAAAGUUAGUGUAAGGCACAGAAAAAUCCCAUCAACCCUCUGGGCCAAGUGUAGGUAAGAUCCGUGGUUUCGUUCACUGAGUAGUCAAUACAAAUGAAAGCCUUGGGGAACUUGUGAAGUAAUCUAUCAACAUUGUAGUAGGAAUUGGGUAUUGUUACAAGUAAUUGCACUACUCCCUACUAUGAAAUGUAUGCACAGAUAAGCAGAGGAGCUUUCUCAAGAUGAAUUGGAGUUUGAAUAGUACUACUUGAAGUACAUACUGUGAGUCCAGAUAUAAAUGUAUUUCUUUCCCUGUAGAUUUUUCUGUCCCCUUCUCGGUAAGGGGAGCUAGGUAAGUCGCCACAACUGUUUCAUCUUCAUAUUCAAUACUGGCUUAUGACACAGCAGGAAUAUUUUCUGAAAUUCAAAAUAAUUCUGUGGAUGUGUCUAAAUUGUAGUUCUGUGACAGAACUGUAAUUUGGGGGUGUGCAGUUCCUGUAAUACAACUUUAUGAAUUUACUCCUUGUCCUGGUCUGUUUGGAUACUACAUUUUGGUUGAAGGUUUAAGAGGGUUUUAACUAGAUAGCUUGCUUUGUCUUCUUUGUGGCAAGUGCUAUUACGAUGCUGGUUCCACUUCGUGUUGUUUUAACUUUCAGCCAGUAUCAGGGGAUAUUAGUAGGGAAGAGGCCUUGAGUGAAUCAGGGAGACUUGUUAGCUAUGUAGAAAUUAUACAGAAACUUGAAAUCAUUUAAAUGAAUUGUUCAUCUGUUGUGUUGAUAGCAGACAGAAGGAAUUCAGGGGGCACUCAUUUCCAUACAAGUACUUGUAGGAAUAAAAAUUUUGAUCUGUGUUGCCAAGGUGGUUUACGUGCUUCUCUCCAAAGAUGCCAAGUUUUGUUGUCUGGACAUUAAAUGCACAUCUGCCUUCCUCCUUGGAGAGUCUUAGGAAGAAAAUUCACUCAUCAGCAGUUAGGAAUGCUGUCUUUGGAAGAAGAGUGCAAUUGGAGUUCUGUAUAACUUGUUGGGAAUUGUAUGUAAGCCUCUGUAAAAAUUGUUGUGUAAGAGUGACAGUUGAUUUUUUAAUUUUUUAAAGGAGAAUAUAUUUAGGUGAAGGUUUGAGGCAUUCUUGAAGUUGUAAAAUUUUGACAUUAUUACAUUUUACUAUUUCGGGGAUGAGUAAAUAAUAGCCACUCUAGUCAACAGAAUGUGCUGUCAUAUAUAUUCAAAGAAAAAAAGCAGAUAUUUAUCAUAGUACUGUAGCUGAACUCUAUAAUAGCCUCUUUAUUUUUUUUCUCCAGUUAAUGUGUCUGUUGUGGAAACCUUAGUGCCUUAAGCUGGUUGUCUGAGUAAUGCAUUUCUGUAUCGGCCAAUUAAUGAUACUAUCCAAAAUCUGUUCUGGCUGUAGAACCACUGCACUGUGGAGAGAGAACAGUGAGAAGGAGAAACUUUGAAAAACUAGUAGUUUGCUCUCAACUCUCAUCUGAAGUGUGGCAGUGUUUACAACAGACUAAUAAACUGGUCUUUGUAUGUUUGUCAUCAAAUUAAAGAAAACAUUACUAGAUCCAUUUGGUUGAGUGUAUCUGUCUGUCCAUGUUAUUUAAGAUAAAAUGUUAUAUAUCAGCUGUUAAAGCUCAGUACUUAAGUCCUAGCACAGUACAAAUUUUAAGGGUUAUAUUUUUAUAUUAUAUACAAACUGUAUUUAUUUCAGUUGAUGUUACUGCACUGUACUAUUAAUAAAGGAAUUGAAAUACUCAGA